Messenger RNA from Zootoca vivipara (common lizard), 2219 nucleotides. It is a transcript of the gene TRIP4, whose product is annotated as thyroid hormone receptor interactor 4. The record is from RefSeq and is a predicted model, not a curated record. Gene Ontology annotation, biological process: rescue of stalled cytosolic ribosome. Gene Ontology annotation, molecular function: zinc ion binding. Gene Ontology annotation, cellular component: RQC-trigger complex; nucleus. Lineage: Eukaryota; Metazoa; Chordata; Lepidosauria; Squamata; Lacertidae.
UUUCCUUCCCCCAGUACCGAGAGGAACCCGGGCAGAAGCCGGGAUGGAGGCCGCGGCUGGGGCGCUCGUGUCGUGGUGUGUGGGGCAGCUGCGUGGCGGCUUCGGACUGGACGUCGGCGAGGAGCUUGUCCAGUAUAUCUUGUCUAUUGAGGAUGAGGAGGAGAUUCGAGAUUAUGUUACUGACCUAAUCCAGGGGGCAGAUGGCAAGAAGAAGCACUUUGUGGAUGAGCUGGUAGCCAGAUGGCAAAAGUCCUGUCAGCCAUCUUCUGACCCUUUCCCAAUAUAUCGGAAAAAAGAUGAUAGCUCAGAGGCUCCUCGGCCAGGAGACCAAGGCAAGAGGGGAAGACGCAAAGGGAGAAACAAACAGGAAGCACCUGUUCAUGUUGAAGCUGAACAGCCUGUAGAGGAAGUAAAAACACCACUAGAUUUAGCCAAGGCCCAGGAGAUAAACAGCGGCAGCUCCUCCUGCAAGAAGAAGGCAAAAUACGUCAAUUUGUACACGAAGGAGGGUCAGGACAAACUGACAGUCAUGCUCCCGGGGCGCCACCCUUGCGAGUGCUUGGCUCAAAAGCACAAGCUCAUCAACAACUGUCUGACAUGUGGGCGCAUCGUCUGUGAGCAAGAAGGCUCUGGGCCCUGCUUAUUCUGUGGGACACUGGUAUGCACAAAAGAAGAGCAGGAUGUCUUGCAACGAGAUUCCAACAAGAGCCAGAAGCUGUUGAAGAAGCUCCUGGCAGGCACUGAGAGUUCAGGAAAGGUGGAUAUAAGUGGCAAGGACAUACUCCCCCGCCAGGAGUCUCGACUCAAGGCAGGUCUGGAGGUGGCUGUGAAGCACAAGGACAAGCUGUUGGAGUAUGACAAAACAAGCGCUCGCCGAACUCAAGUCAUCGAUGACGAGUCAGACUACUUUGCUACCGACUCCAAUCAGUGGCUCUCAAAACAGGAGAGGGAAGUACUGGAAAAGAGAGAGAAGGAGCUACGAGAGCUGAGGCAUGCUUCUCGACUCUCCAAAAAGAUCACAAUUGACUUUGCCGGACGGCAGAUCCUGGAGGAACAGGGUGGCAUGGCAGACUAUCACAGCAAAUUGGAUGAAACAAUUGAAGCUAUCAGUAGGGGAACCUUGACCAAGCCAAAGCAGAACCCUGAAGGAAAAUAUGAAGAAUCCGGAGUCCUGGUGAACCCAAACCUUCUCCAGCCAGCUCCUGUGUGGGUGGAGCAGACUGGCUUGCUCCUGCACAGAAAAAAUGUCCCUUCUGCAGAGGGUAGAAGCGAGGCAUGUUUGGAAAGAAGUCGCUUACGAAUUCAGGACCGAGAAAUACAGGAGAUCUCAGAUGAUGGCUGGUGCCUUAGCAUGCAUCAGCCUUGGGCCUCACUGCUGGUCAAAGGGAUCAAAAGGGUAGAAGGCAGGACUUGGUACACAUCACACCGCGGUCGAUUGUGGAUAGCAGCUACAGCCAAAAGGCCAACCCCUCAAGAAAUCUGUGAGCAGGAGGCUACCUAUAAAAUACUGCUUGGGAAAGAUUUGGAAUUUCCCAAAGAUUAUCCCUCUGGCUGCCUCCUUGGCUGUGUAGACUUGAUUGACUGCUUGUCGCAAGAGCAAUUUAAAGAGCAGUAUCCACAGGUGAGCCAGGAGUCAGCUUCUCCGUUUGUUUUCAUCUGUUCUAAUGCCCAGGAGAUGAUUUUGAAGUUUCCCAUCAAAGGCAAACACAAAAUCUGGAAGCUGGAUUCGAAAAUUCAUCAGGGAGCCAAGAAGGGAUUAAUGAGGCAGAAAGCAGUGGUGUGAGCCGGAGGGCACAAACACCACCCACCCACCCCACUCCCAGGCAAGAGAAGAAUGGAUCUGAACCCGACCACUGAGCGGAGGCCCCAGAUACGUGAAGGGGGCAUUCUGAAAAUGCAGGCACUGACAAAGACGAGAGCAAAGGAGGGAUUGCUGUUAGCUUGCAUAAACAUUAACAAUCAAAUAGAGAAAUUGGGUGCCGAGUUGUCUGUGGCCAAAGAGCACUGUGGGGAGCCCUGGAGGAGGAGGCCGGGAUUAUGGGCUAGCAGAAUCUCUUCCGCCUUUGGCUGGCUUCAGGCCAAGCCAGAGGUGCUUUCGGAAUUGGCCCUGUGCCAGAGCUUCAUAUCAUCACCCUAUGCAUUAAAGCUAAGCAGCGUUUGGCUUUGUUUUCUUCUUGGCCUUGUUUCUUGUCGGGCACGGAACAGACGAGAUCACUUUG